This is a messenger RNA of Lodderomyces pseudojiufengensis, 672 nucleotides long. RefSeq lists its product as uncharacterized. The coding region runs from base 1 to 672 and encodes 223 amino acids. The record is from RefSeq and is a predicted model, not a curated record. Lineage: Eukaryota; Fungi; Ascomycota; Pichiomycetes; Serinales; Debaryomycetaceae. Gene Ontology annotation, molecular function: acyltransferase activity, transferring groups other than amino-acyl groups. The transcript has a single exon.
AUGACUUCAGAUGCUAUCUUUAAAUCAGUGAAAGACUUGCCUUUUGCUCGUGGUCAACCUCCCAUAUCAAAAGAUUUAUCAACCGUAAUAAAUUUUGAAAUUAAAAACAAGAAGGUAACUUUAUUUAAUGUCCAAGAUCCGUCAAAAGUUCCAAAGAAUCUAAUUAUAACACUUCAAAACGAAUUUAACUAUGUUGUGGAAGAAGGUCAAACAUAUCCUUACGAUGAGGUGAAAUCAUUCGACCUGUUUGUAGAGUAUUGGUUCAAUUAUUUCGCUUCAAUCUUAAUUGAAGGUGAUUACAAAUCGUUAAAUGAUUCACAAUUGCAAAAUUUAUCAAUUGACCAGUGGGAAGAUAAAUUUUUAGGUACAUUUUACGUUAAACCAAAUUAUAUUGGUCGAUGCAGUCAUGUUUGUAAUGCUGGAUUUAUUGUCAAUCAUAAUAAAAGAGGAUUAGGUUUAGGUAAAAUUUUGGGUACAAGAUAUUUAGAAAUUGCUCCCAAAUUAGGUUACGUGUAUUCUGUUUUCAAUUUAGUAUUUGAAACCAAUGUUGCAAGUUUAAAGAUUUGGGAUUCCUUAGGGUUCGAAAGGAUAGGAUAUGUGAAAAAUGUUGCCGUACUUAAAGGAUAUGAUAAAUUGAUUGGAGCUCAUAUGUUUGGAAAAGAUCUUCAGUGA